UAAAAUACAAGUGAAUUGCUGGGCAUUGUGAUAGAGAGAAGAAAAAGCGACGGGUUAGGCUAUCAGAGAUCGAACAUGGCAGAGAUUGUAAACCUAGGAGGCCCGCCACUCCCAAGUACGAGGAAAUGGUCAUGCCGUUCCCACUCGCAAUUGACGAAGCAUGACUCCAUCAACCAAAAUUGGACUCGUUUGCAGCACAAGCUCAAGUGUAACGCUAGAUUCCUUUGCCUUUUCUCAGAUAACAGAAAAGAGGAACGAGCUAGAAAAGCAUUAGAAGGUGCACUGAGUGGGAAAAAAAAUGAAUUUGAGAAGUGGGAUAAGGAAAUUAAAAGAAGAGAAAAGCUGGGAGGUGGAGGUGACACUGGUGGAGGAGGUUGGUCUGGUUGGGGUCGAUGGUUUGGCUGGUCUAAUGAUGAUAACUUUUGGCAAGAAGCAAAACAAGCUAGUCUUACUGUACUUGGUAUCAUACUAAUAUAUCUAAUAGUUGCAAAAGGUGAUUUGAUCCUUGCUGUCAUCUUCAAUCCAUUGCUCUAUGCACUUCGGGUAGUAAGAAAUGGAUUUGGGUUCAUAACAUCUAAAGUCUUGAAAAACACUUCUACCAACAAUCAGCCUGAUUUUGAUGGACUGUCGAAGAAGAAAGUUUAUCAGCAUGCUUCUGCCAAACAGAAUGUUGUAAGAAAAUGGGGCAGUGACUAGAGAAUAACUCGUUCAUUGAAGGUUUGGCAUUACCCCUCUAAUGCAGGAUGUUAUUUAUAUUAACCCUCUCAGCUCAUUCUGCAUAAUCUAUUGCACCAUGCAAAUCUUAGUGCGGCAAUUAUUGUUGUAACUAAAAGUUUGUUUUCCUUCACACCUGAACAGCUGUUGAUUUUUGUUUCCUCUUUUGUCAUCCUGAGAGUUUAGUUAGGGUUAAAAAAUGCUCCUUUACAAGCAUGCAAUUGAUAAGGAAAAUUUGUUAAUGUGGAAGUUGAGUUGAGAGCACUGGGUUAUCACUUUCAAUAGGGUAACUUUCAAAUUUUAUCAUCAACUGCAUGUCGAUUGGUUUCCUGUGGUUGUUUUAUCGAAUUUUAUACAAAAUCAUCAUGAAUGUAUAAGAUCAAGUAAGAAAACAGAUUUCUCACCGCUGUGACCACUAGUGUAGCGUACAAACACCUGAAAAAUGGCCCAAAAAAGAUGCCUAGUGCGUCUUCAGUUCUGUGUAAACCAGCUAGGUGCGCUUUUAUUUAUUUAUUUGAUAUAUGGUACUUAAUUUUUCCAAAUACAAUUAUACAUGGAAUGACCUGUUAUUGGAUUAUUUGCUCAUUUCAUUUUCUUCUGAGCUGUGUCUCAUAAUGUAAACAUUUAAGACCACCUUUUGCCUUUAUAUUAUGGCUGUCACUGUCAGCAACUGGACUUCACAGGGAACAGCAAUAUGCCAAAUUAGGAAUGCGCACGAAUAUACCAACAAGUUGAGCUGGCUUGAAAGUUGAUAUUUGAAUGUUUUGGGAUAUCUCAGUGACGUGGGCAUUCGUAUUUUUUUAGCUGUUGUAUUGAAGGCCCAUAAAUUAAUCUUUUUGUUUGUUGUUGCCAUGAAGCUCUAACAUGCUACUUUUAUAAUACCCCUCUAACAUGCUACUUUUGGAUUACAUAAUCAUAGAUGCUCUAUUAUCAUUUGUGAAUUUUUUCAAUAAUUUAAGUUAGUCAUAGAUAAGAAUUACAUGAAUAAUUUUAUAUUUUAUAACUCCCUUUAAGACUGUAGGUGCUAGAAUUGUUUGUCUGCAUUACUGUAUCUAUGUUUCCUUCCAUAUAUCUAAGCAUGUAAAUUUGCUGGCU
Messenger RNA from Abrus precatorius (Indian licorice), 1809 nucleotides. RefSeq lists its product as uncharacterized. NCBI's taxonomy places the organism in Eukaryota, Viridiplantae, Streptophyta, Magnoliopsida, Fabales, Fabaceae. The transcript has 3 exons. Bases 76 to 696 code for a protein of 206 amino acids. The record is from RefSeq and is a predicted model, not a curated record.